AUGUAUGUAGUCUCCGGGGGCCUCUGGGGAGUGCUUUGGUCCGCACCGCGACCGCCUGACGUCGAACGGGCGAUCGCUCAGUCAGCCCCUGCGCCCAGCACAUACACACAGCGGCUGUAUGCUCGAUGGAGGCCUGUUGGCAAGUUCGAGGGCGAGACGGUCAAGAAGCUUAAAAACCCCCAAACCCACCCAGGAUCCGAUGACCGCUACAAAACGCAAGACAACAAAGAACCAGCCAAACGAGCCUUCAACCAAACCUGCCACUGUGUUAAAUGUGCUCCCUUCUUCUCAUCGGCCUUUCUCAUCAUCUUUGUAGCAGGUACCUCUGGUGUCAAAUAUCACUGUGACGGCUGCUCGGCAGAUAUCUCAAACACUGUCAGGAUCAGAUGCGCCCAUCGCCAGAAUGUGACCACCAACCUCGGGGCUCAGAUCCUCACCCAGUCUGCCCUCGUCUGUGACAACUUCGAUCUGUGUGGUCAAUGCUUCUGUGAAGGGAAAGAGAUUGGUCAACACAAAGCCUGGCAUGAUUAUCGAGUAAUCGAACCGCACUCGGUUCCAAUCUUUACCGAAGAUUGGGGUGCAGACGAAGAGCUGCUUUUGAUUGAGGCCUGUCAAAUUUAUGGACUUGGGAACUGGAGUGACAUUGCCGACCACGUGGGGAAUGGUCGGACAAAGGAAGAAGUUGAACGUCAUUAUCUGGACGUAUUCAUUGGUAGUGAUGAUUACCCACUUCCUCCAAUUGAUGCUAGAAUUGACAUAGAUCAGGACGAGUUUCAAGCUCGUAAAAAGAGAAGACUAGAGGAAGUUCACGCACGCCCAUUACAAAUGCCCCCGCCUAAGCCAGUAUCGUCCGCGCCUACUAAUCACGAAAUUGCCGGGUUUAUGCCUGGGAGAUUGGAUUUCGAAAUUGAAUGGGAAAACGAGGCCGAAAAUGCAAUCAAGGAUAUGAGUUUUGGUCGAGUCUAUCGGUUCGGUGGUGAUUCGCAACCAGAAAAACUGCCAGAAGAGGAGGAUGACUCAGGAGAACAGAAAGAGGACAAUGAUGCAGCCCCUGAUCAGAAUGAAGAAACGACAUCUUCAGAUUCUGCAGCAAAACGAAAGCGUGGGGUUGGAUCAGGAGCGGGCAAAACGACCCAAAGGACGGACGAGCCCGCAGCAAGAGUUGAUGGUAAUCAAGGGGCUUGCGUUGAUGAGAAUUGUGGUGAUGGAACGGAGCCCGAUGGUAGAGAUUCCAUGACGUCAUCUUCUGUUGAUCCACUUCAAACCGGUCCCUCCCCCAAGCCUAAAGCAAACAGUAAAGUCAAAGAGAAGGAAGAGCAGAAAGCCGACGAUGAAGAGGAUGAUGAAGAAGUUGAUGAAGAACCGCCGCUUUCAGAUGAGCCUGACCUGGAUUUAGAACUAAAACUCACCAUAUUAGACAUCUAUAAUGACAAAUACGAUCGGCGUUUGCAAGCCAAAGCGGUGGUAUUUGACAGGAAUCUUUUAGAAUACAAGAAGAUUCAAGCAGCAGAGCGAAAGAUGCCCAAAGAAAUUCGAGACUUAGUCGUCCGGAUCAAGCCUUUUGCCCGCCUCCAGACCGCAACCGACCACGAAAAGUUCCAGGAAGGCUUGCUUUACGAAAUGGCACUCCGAAAGCGGGUAGCAGAGUUACAGGAAUAUAGGAAGAUGGGUAUCACCACUUUGGCCGAUGCGGAAAGGUAUGAGAAAGAGAAGGCUGCCCGAUUGUUUGGAAAACAACGCGAAGUGGCUGGGCAUGAUCGUUUUGGAGUACGGAAACCAAGAGUUAGUGGAGCUGGUUUGAGUUUCGAUGAAGCUACUCUUAGCAGUCGAGAAGGUACCCCUGGUAGUUCAGGAAAAGGAUGCAAACAGAAAUUCGCUGUGCCAUUGAGCCUCUCCACAUCCUCCUCAAGACAACUUCUUCACCCGUCAGAGUUGGCUUUGUGUUCGCGCCUACGGAUUUUACCGAAGCCGUUCUUGACGAUCAAGGAGACGCUGUUUCGGGAACAUGUUAGGAGAGUUGCCUUAGGACAGGCCUUGCAACGAGCCGAUGUCACCAAGCUGUUUCCGCCGUUGGGUUUGGUGGAUGAGGAUCUGUUGGAAGUCGAAGAGGGAUCGAGCGGAGGACUGGAGGAGACAAUGAUCGGUGCAGGAAAUUCACUAACUCUCGACCAUAACCCUUCGCUAAGUAAGGAUCAUAAAGUAGAAAUCAUUUGGGAUUUUUAUUUCUCUGCUGGUUCAUCAAUUGCAGGCAAUGCAAUCGAUCAGAAUAAACCUAAUGAUCAUCCUAAUCUAUCUCUUAAUCCCAUCUCGUCUUAA
Molecule: messenger RNA, 2316 nt
Organism: Puccinia graminis f. sp. tritici CRL 75-36-700-3
Lineage: Eukaryota; Fungi; Basidiomycota; Pucciniomycetes; Pucciniales; Pucciniaceae
Product: transcriptional adapter 2-alpha
Exons: 10
Coding region: 1-2316 (771 amino acids)
Biological process (GO): regulation of transcription by RNA polymerase II; chromatin remodeling
Cellular component (GO): nucleus; SAGA-type complex
Molecular function (GO): zinc ion binding; transcription coactivator activity; chromatin binding
Source: RefSeq, a predicted model, not a curated record